Messenger RNA from Alternaria incomplexa, 822 nucleotides. RefSeq lists its product as uncharacterized. The transcript is spliced from 2 exons. The record is from RefSeq and is a predicted model, not a curated record. The coding region runs from base 1 to 822 and encodes 273 amino acids. NCBI's taxonomy places the organism in Eukaryota, Fungi, Ascomycota, Dothideomycetes, Pleosporales, Pleosporaceae.
AUGGAUUCUACCGAUCGCCUCGUGACACUUACUCCGACCGCCACGACUGUCACGACGACUCGGCCGACCAUCCUCAACCUCGAGACCAACGUCCUCGUAUGGGGGACCGAACAAGAAAGCGAGGGCAGUGCUGGACAGCCGGGCCUCAUCAUAGGACCGAGCACAGUUAGGGCUUCGAACACGAUGGGAGAAGGACCCGGUGCUACAGGAUCGGCGCAACAACAGAUAGAGCAGCACAGUCUCCUACUGCAGAUAGUCUCUCAGAUUGGGCGCGCACCAUCGAAUGUGCAGCCAGCUCAACCCGCAUCUCCUGCGACAGAAAACCCUGGUCAAACUGUAGCGCCCAUCGAUAACCAUAAUGGAGGUGAUAGUGCGCUUGCCCAGCCAGCAACCACUCCCGACUCUGGCAUGGCGAGCAAUACGGACAUGAUAUCUCCACCACAAACAGCGCCAGCAGUAGCCAUUGGCGAAUUUGUAUAUGGAACACAGACGUUAACGCUUACGGCUGGUCUUAGCACCAACAUCGGCAGCAACUUCUUCCCUACCUUUGUAGGAUUAACGACUGACGCCGAAGGUAACACUUUGGUCUCGGUCUUUUCGGACGGGACUGCUGUCAUUGCCACUGUGCGUGUUGCGCCUACUACAAUGGUUGUACCAAGAUCUGGCUUCGAAGCAAGUACCACUGAUGCUGCAAAUCCUGGUGAGCAAACUGGCGGUUUGGCUACUACCUCCAGCAAGGAGGCUGGAGCCGGGAGGAGGCGUAAACUGGAGUGGUGGAUGGGUGCCGUUUUGGGCGCACUUAGCUUCGGAGCGAUGUUCUAG